This is a messenger RNA of Seminavis robusta, 1362 nucleotides long. The record is from the annotation of a GenBank genome assembly. NCBI's taxonomy places the organism in Eukaryota, Bacillariophyta, Bacillariophyceae, Naviculales, Naviculaceae.
AUGGCGUCGGUUCCUGCUAUCGUGAAGCAGGAAAUCAUCAAUGUCAUUGCCAUACAUGGGAGGGAGACAGUUUACCAAUCCAGGUCUGAAGGAGCGACAAAAGAGCAACAGUAUGCCAUGCUGAACAACUCGUAUCAUGGAGCAGAGAACCAUAUGCCUCUUCUAGAGACAUUCCUUUAUGGGAGACCUCCUUACAACGUUGCUUUCACCAGCCAUGACAUUCAAAACAAUAGAGAGGGAAAUGACAUUAGGAAGAAUUUGCGCCAAGAAUUCAUGCUAGAGCUCAAGGACGUCCUACACUGUCAGACCGGACAGAGUUACAUGGUCCAUGAGAGAGGCUUUACCAAAGAAGCUCUCAUGUACUCCACAGGGACAAGACUCAUAGACGGUCGCAAUCUUACUGACCGCGCAGGAAAAGUUCAAGCAAACUACAAGCACGCUCACAGGUUCUUCCUCCAGUACAAUGACAACAACAAAGAACAAGACAAUCCAUCUGGGAAAAAGAUCGAAGAUAUGCUUCUCUAUGUUCGAAAGAAGAUGUUUGCGUUUCUAAAAGGAUGCAGGGAUACCAGCGGCUUAAAGAAUAAGAAAGAUCAGGGCAAGCUUUCCUUGUCUGCCCUCAAUCCCGACAAUGAAGGAAUCGAAAAGAAAGGAAGGAAAACAGCCAGAAAGGAAGAAGCCGAAGAAAAGAAAGCGCAACGUGAAGCAGGAAUUGGAGGGUACAUUCCUCCAGAGUAUGUGCGCGGUGUUCCCCUUCAAGCAAAGGCAAAUGCUGCUCUUAUGGAACAGAGGCAGUGGCAGGAAGAACGAACACAUGCCCGUGAUUCCUGGUUCAUUGCUAGUACUGAAUACAGUCAGUUGCGCAAGGAACUGCAAGAUGUUAAGAAAGAGAUCGCAGAUUGUGACAGUGGCGAUGACGAGGAGCUUGCUUCUUUAAAGCAAUGGAAAUCGGACGUUUUGGAACAGAUGGCAACUCUUCGCCAACACAAGAAAGUUCUGCAGAAGCGCAAUAGUGAGUUCCUUUUGGAUGACAAACGCCCAAAGAAGAAUGCCGUCACUGCUUUCAUGCAGCAAGUAGGGACGUUCAAUGGUCAAACAGUGGCAUCUGCUGCGAAAGUACCACAAACGGUGGAAGAACGCACCAAUAAAGAUGAUGCAAGCAGUCUGGGCCAGAACAGCGCACCAAGAAAAGAAGUUGCCAAUGCUAGAGAUAAUGGGAAAUUGCCUGAACCCGAACGUCUUUCCUACAAUGAAACCCCCACUUCCCAGCAAGCCAAAGGAGAUGUGAUCAAUCUGGAAGAUUCGCAGAGUCAGAAUGAAGGUUUGUCGAAUUCCACAAGGCGACUUCUGAAUUCCUGGUAA